Paralichthys olivaceus (Japanese flounder) is the source of this 3522-nucleotide messenger RNA. NCBI's taxonomy places the organism in Eukaryota, Metazoa, Chordata, Actinopteri, Pleuronectiformes, Paralichthyidae. The record is from RefSeq and is a predicted model, not a curated record.
ACUCAGCGUCAGGUGGCCAUGUUGCCUGGAGACACUGAUAUCUGCUCUCACUGACUUGACUGAUGAUGUGUCGCCUCGCUCGGCUGAUCUCCGGCUGAUCUCCUGUAACGACGCUUCAGUCUGCCGGCCUCUCCCUGGACAUCCGGAGGAGACGCUCCUCAUCUCACACUUGUUAUCUCUCACGCAGACCCGAGCAGAUCUUUGAACCUUUCUUUGGACUUUCUGCGUGAUCCUCUCCGACCAUGAUUGGCGUCAACAGCCUGCACUCUGCGGGGCGCCUGCGCUCGCGCUCUCUUUGCACCGUGCGCUACGGAAGGGACUUCCGGAUGAUGGACCCGUUCCGCUAUCCCAGAACCCCUCGCUCCCGCUCCCUGAAGCCUCUGGUGUUUCCAGACCUGCUGGGCAAAGCUCAGGACGGACAGAACCACCCACAGGCCAGGAAGAGGAGGAAGGCUCUCUACAACUCAAUCAAGAAUCAGAAGCUGCAGUGGACACUUGACGAGGAAGAGCUGCGGAAGUCGUUCUCGGAGCUCGGGGACAGUCUGAGCGAGACCAACACCUCUCGAUCCAUGAAGAGGGUGGCCAGCAGCGGGAAGCCCCUGUCGGAUGAGGCGGAGCCCUCGGGAAUGCUGCUGUACAAGAACGGAUUCCUGGUUCGCAAAGUCCACGCAGACUCGGACGGCAAGAGAACACCAAGAGGGAAACGAGGCUGGAAGACGUUCUACGUCAUCCUGAAAGGGCUCAUUCUCUAUCUGCAGAAAGGGGAGUACAGGCCUGAUAAGCAGCUGUCUGAUGAGGACCUGAAGAACGCCGUGUCCAUCCACCACUCCCUGGCCAUGAAGGCGUCAGACUACAGCAAGAGGCCCAACGUGUUUUACCUGCGGACCGCGGACUGGAGGGUUUACCUCUUCCAAGCACCGAACGCAGAGCAUAUGCAGUCUUGGAUCACCCGGAUCAACACGGUGUCCGCCAUGUUCUCAGCUCCUCCCUUCCCGGCGGCCAUCGGCUCCCAGAAGAAGUUCAGCCGGCCGCUGUUGCCGGGGACGAUGUCAAAACUCUCUGAGGAGGAGCAGGUCAGAUCCCACGAAGCUCGAUUCAGAGCCAUCUCCACGGAGCUGGCCGAGCUGCGCUCUUAUCCUCCCGACCGCAAGGUCAAAGGCCGCGAGCUGGAGGAGUAUCGCCAGCGAGACGAGUAUCUGGAGUUUGAGAAAACACGUUAUGCGACCUACGUCAUGCUGCUGCGAGCUAAAAUCCGGAGCGGUGAGGAGGACCUGUCGCUGUUUGAGUCCCAGCUGUUGGAGGACAACGGGCUGCAGCGGGCUCACUCCAGCCCGACCCUGCAGGACAGCAGCCAGGCCAGCCAGGCCAGCCAGGCCAGCAGCACCAGGGACGGGGGCAACAGCAGCAGAGCCAGUGGCUGCAGCAGCAAAGUGCGGCAGGAGGGUCAGAGACACAGCUACCGACAGGCCGUCAAGAAGUGAGACAGGGUGGGGGCGCCGGGAGCGGCACGGCGUUGCACUGCCAGCGGCAGGCUGUCUCCCUGCAUAGGUUUUUAUUUGAGGUCCAGAUGGGUUUGGAGCUCUGCUUGAAGGGGGAGCUGCAGUGAGGGUCUCCCCCUCGCUCUCCCCCGACCAUGACGCCCUACCCGGCACCCCAAUCCUCUCAUCUAACAGAGGAGGUGCAGAUCCUGUGACUGGCGGAGUGGCUGGGAAACACCAGCGAGGCUGCAGGAGGUGGGAGGAAACAGAUCUGCAGGGACGAGGUGUCUUUGAGAACCAACGCUGGUUGCGGUGGCAGACUGUCCCGUGCACGGAGAUAAAGAGCGUGCACAGAUUAAGGGACCUACAUCCAGCAUCCGUUCCUUUCCCCCUUUUGUUCUUUCAAGGCACCUCUCCGACCACGUCCUCCCUCCUUUUUUCUCUCCUUUCACUCAGUUUUGGGACCAAACACGUUUACACAUUUUAAAGCAUCACACUCACGAUGACUGAGGGUUUGAUUUCAGCUGAACUGUUAGUUAACGGACGGAGCCAUCACAUUCCAGCUCCUUUCUUUAAUGCCACACCUCCACGGUGUGUGUUCACAUUCCGUGCCGGAGACGGACAUCUCAGCGUUUCACUCCUGAGGGCGGAGAACGAGUUGAGUCUGUGGACGGUGCGCGGCGCGUCACGAGGAGGCGUUGGGGCUGGAGCUGCAGCACUGAACACGAUGAGAUGGUGCAGCUCCGCGCAGCUCGUCUCCUCCUCUCCCUCAUCGCUCAUGUCCAGUUAGACGCAGCGGCAUCAGUAGAAGUUCACAGGACUCCUGAUAUGCAAACAAACCUGCAUCUCAUUUAAAAGAGCUCUUUUCUUUGCCGCGCUUGAACAGACGACCUCUUUCUUGCUCUUGCUUCUGUCCCGUGACGUGCUUCUGUUUCUAUUUCUUCUUCUUGGCCGAAUGUUGUUUUUCUCCAGUGAUCCGCAUGCCUGCAUCCAGCACCGCUUCUUUUAGGCCUUUUACUGCAAAACUGAGAGCGAGCACAGCCGCUCUCUCUGGGGUCAUCUGAGUCGUCCGCCUCAUGCCGGUGCCAACAUGCGUAAUCUUUGUCUGUACUUAUAGCCUCUCAUUUAUAAACACUAUUUGAACACUCACCAGGCAGACCCUGAAUGUUCAUGGUUUUCAGUAUUUUUACAGUAUUUUACAGUUGUUUGUCAAUGUUGAACAUACUCCUCCUGUGUAUGUCAAGUGUGUGAUGAAAUAUGCUAUUGAAAAAGAAGAUAUAUCCAUACUCUUUGUAAACGUUCAGGAUAUGUUGUAUAUAUAACGCACCCCCUGCUGUACGCUGAUAUCGUAGGAUAUAUUUACAAUAUAUUCAACACACUAAAGUGGUUGUUAGGUUCAGGCACACACAGCUGACAUUGAUCGUCACACGUUGUUUUCUCGUUGUUGUUUUUUUUUUUAUUUCUUCGUACAAUUCAGCACAAUGCGAGUGUUGUAGUAAAGUCUGUGUACCUGUCAGAGAUCAGGAGGGUGUUUACGCCACGUGACCGUGAAGCGAACAAGCAGAGCAAAGUGGGGGAAGUAUUCCAGAGGAGCGCAUGAGUUCACCAGGACCUGAGAGCAUGACUUUAUGAUCAGGGUCCGUGCUUUUGUGAGCGAUGCAUGAAAAAGGUUGAAGUGUGUAAAAAAGAGGAAGGAGAACUGUGAUGGUGAAGCUUCUCGUGGAGGAGGUAGUGGGGCAGACUGGGACGUUGGGAACAUUAUGGUUUUGGCAGCCAUACACACCUCAUAGCGUUCUGAUAUCGAUGUAUCGCCAUUUUCUACUCAGGCUUUUCUUAAAAUGACACCUUGAGCAGCUGCGGUGCCAGGGUCCCACCAGCAGGGAGAGCUGUCAACAUCCAGUUAGGUUCUUUCAGCCAUAAUCGAAACCUGCUGCACCCGCAGUGAAUAUGCAGUGAGUCGCCCGCUCACCUGAGGACGAGGCUGACAGGGCUAAAUGACACAGGACUUGUUUUUACUACUAUGGAUGUCAAGUGUGUGUGUGUG